Zingiber officinale is the source of this 1410-nucleotide messenger RNA. RefSeq lists its product as uncharacterized. Gene Ontology annotation, cellular component: nucleus; SMN complex. The transcript is spliced from 4 exons. Gene Ontology annotation, biological process: spliceosomal snRNP assembly. Bases 10 to 1269 code for a protein of 419 amino acids. Lineage: Eukaryota; Viridiplantae; Streptophyta; Magnoliopsida; Zingiberales; Zingiberaceae. The record is from RefSeq and is a predicted model, not a curated record.
UUAUGAUAUAUGCCAUUGUCUUCUCAUGCUUUCUUGCGACCGCCAGGAGGGAUAUCAAUGUCGCAAGCGCUUGAUGCAGCCGACGGAGCAACUUCGGUGGCGGUGGAAAUCCUCGAUGUCGCUUUUAGGGAGCCGUCAGUGCAGGAAAGCGGCGAACUUGGGCUAGAUUUUGAGGCAGGAGGGAGCUUUAUGGAGAAGUCGGUUCGGGAACCCGACGCGACUGGAGAGAAAAGGGAAGGUCGAGAAAAAGUAUCCAGGUUUCGCUAUUCAACGAAGGAAAUACUGGAAAUGAGGUCUUGGGGUGAAGCGGAGCAGCGGCGGCUGUGGGAAGAGGUGUACGGGGCCCUGGGGGAGGUUAUCGCUCGUGAGUACGAUGGGCUCCUUGAAGUGGGUGGCCGGAAGCAAAAGCGUGGAGGGAAGAAGAAAGAAGCAAAGGCCUCCUUGUUUGUUGCUGAUGACAGUGCUGUUGUAAAUACUUCCGAAAGUAGUCACGUCUUAGAUGUAUCUGAAAUCCUUGAAAAUGAUGCUAAUGUUAGUAGCCAGAAUGACCAAGCUGUAGGAGAGUGGUUAACUGAAUUCGAAUGCGCCAAAAAUGUAGAUGGCAGCAGUGAUGAUGAAAUUGGAAGCAUCCAGAAACCUGCUUUUUUAGUUGAAGGAGAACCAGAUUUUGAUUCUGGUCCACCGUUAGAUGGUAUGGAGUACCUGAGACGUGUCAAGUGGGAAGCUGCUCAAAUUCCUAAAAUUAAAGUGGCCAAGCUCGAAUCAAGUAAACAAAGCAGUGAACAAACGUCAUAUAUGCCCAAAUUACUAGAGAUUGAGAAGUGCCCUCCUAAUUUGCAGCCAUCAAAAAUUUGGGAAGAUACAUUCCUAUCAGAAUAUUCUGAGUUAAAACAGGUUUUCUUGCAACUAGAAGAUUCCUGCAACCAACUUCCCGCGAGAAACCAAGACGACAGUGAUAAGCCAAAGAGUUCUCCAACUGCAUCGUUCUUACUCAGCAUGGAUGCUGUUUCUCGAGCAUCCAAAUUGCAGAAGCACAUAAGCUUGCUUGAGAGUGCAAGUGAGCUAUCGCGGGAUGAAUGCCUGUGGCUGUUUGCCCUUUCUGUGGCAGUUGACACUCCUCUCGACGCGGACAUGUGCGCUUCCAUGAGGUGCCUGUUGCGCAAGUGCUCAAGCCUUCUUUCUAGGAAAGCCGAGCCAGAUGAUGAGACCGCAAUGCUGAACAUACUCAUCGCAAUCGCAGGAAAAUAUUUUCGGCAAUCUGAGAACUAGAGGAUGUGCACCCACUUAUGAUAUUAAGAUUUCAUAACGCAAAACUUCAAAUUUGUAACUCUUGAAAUGUUUGUGGAGCAGAUUAAGAACAUGAUCUUCUACUGUUGGAAGUAUUUUGUUUAUUAGAGGAACAAUUAAGAG